GAAUCUACCGUUUAUGUUUUUGCGAGACAGUGCUCAAGAUAGUUAUCAAGUAAAUGUUACAGCAUAAUCUUCGGAUGAUCAUUGUUCAAUCAUAAAAUACUCGAAGUUGUUAUUCUUACACUACUAGUGACUAGUGCCAUAUGUUGCUUUCCAUGGAAUCAUCAUUACGCGACGAUUGAAAAGCGUCACCGAAACGGAAAUCAGCAUCGAAAUAAUAAGCCUUAUUGUCAGUUUUUUACUGAAGUUUGGUAAAUGUAGUGUCUCAAUUUUCUAGUGGCCCGCGUUGUUUAAUCUUCAACUGCAAGCGGUCUGGAUAUUGUGAGUUUACGGUUUGUCGGAUUAUACACGUUGAAUACACCAGGCAGUUAUUUUAACUUCAUAGUUCUGGUUUGAUUCACCAUUCGCUGAUUCGAGUACUUAAUACCAUUGAAAAUGCUCCGCCUAGCUGUUUUUGUAUUGUGUUCAUUAUUUGGAUAUUCGUUAUGUGCUCAUUCCUGUGAACCAAACAGCGCAUUAUGUAUGGAAGCGAAAGGUCAGUUCGCUGUGCCCAAUGAGUGCCGGAAAUUCGCAAACUGCUGGGAUUCGUGUGCUACACUAUCGUCUUGCCCAGGAACUUUGGUGUUCAGUGAUGCUUUAGGAAAAUGUGACUUCUCCUGGAACCUGGCAGCCGACCAUCCGUGCUUUAAACCAAUGGGCAACAUCGGCGGCGGCAUAAUUGGUGACAUUCCAAAAAUAUCGCCUAUUCCACCCCUUAAUCCCUUGUUCCCGACGUUCUCCCCACUGGGAAACAUGCGUCAGCAGAUGAAUUCCGACGGUAGCAUGUCCCAGAGCUUUAGCAGUUUAUUUGGUUUCGACCAUCAACAGCAAGCGUAAAUCGAAAGGCCAUCGUUGUAAUAACCCAGAAUGGAGUUGCAUUAUUCAUCUUUUAAUUUCACAUCUUGGCUCGCACUAACAGCGCUUUAAAUAAACAUUACAGGAUCUAAAGCAGAAAACGGAUUUCUAAAAAGUACUUACUCUAUGUGCUUACGUUCAGUCCCAGAAUGCGAACACUGACAAUUACAGUAAACUGACAAAAUCAAAUUUUGCGCUGCACACAAAAUAAUGCGGCAGUUAUUUGACACAUGCGCGAUAAAGAAAUAAAAGCCUCACAAGCUCA
This is a messenger RNA of Paramacrobiotus metropolitanus, 1156 nucleotides long. RefSeq lists its product as uncharacterized. The transcript has 2 exons. NCBI's taxonomy places the organism in Eukaryota, Metazoa, Tardigrada, Eutardigrada, Parachela, Macrobiotidae. The record is from RefSeq and is a predicted model, not a curated record. Gene Ontology annotation, molecular function: chitin binding. Bases 433 to 873 code for a protein of 146 amino acids. Gene Ontology annotation, cellular component: extracellular region.